GCUAGUAUCGGUGCGGGCAGCUCGGCAGGCAGUGUACCAGGUCUGGCAUACGCCCGCCACACCAUUCUCACCCUGGCCCUCGCCAGCGCCCCGGCCAACACAACACACUCGUACAGGUGUUAACCCUCCCUCGGCCACUCAUUUCCCUAGUUCCCCGGAAAACAGUGUUUAAACUCUCUAUGUUCAAACUUUUAAUUGAAAAAACCGCUUGCACACAUCCCUGUAGGAUGCUCUAGGUUGACCUGGCCUCACAGAAACUGUGGUUAAGAAUUUAGUGGAGUUUCUUCUUAGUCUUCAUAAACGCUCCUGUAAUGAACUUUUUACUGACAAGUAUCUUGUUUGUGUUGAAAUUGUGUAUUGCCAGUACAGUGUUGUGAAGUAAAAGAAAAAUAAGUUUUACGAAAUGGUGUACUCGAGAGCCUGGUUUUAGAGGCAAGGAAGAGAAAAGUGAAGGAAGGAAGAAUGGCUUCCGAGGUUGUAGACGAGACAGUAAUGUUUACUAUACCUUCGUCUUAUCACUGGGACUCAGGCAACGAAGAUGAUUGCUCCGAGGAGGUGGCUCUGUGUGUUGCCCCUUGCUAUGGCUCUGAUUCAGACGACGACGUUGACAAUGACGACGACGAUGACGAUGAUCUGAACAGUACCAACCUAGAGGGCCACGACUCUGGUAUAGCAGGAUGCCGGCCCAGAGAAGGUCAUGACUUGAAGAACCCCUCCUUACUUCGCCAGGUUAUCAGAAGUGAUAGUGACGAUGAGGACGAGGACGCAUCCGAUUAUGAUGAUGACUCGGACUGUAGUUCAACGGUCGAAGACUCAGAAGUAAAGGUAAAAAGAACUCGAGAAGGUGAAAUUGCGGCCACAGCAACCAGGCCUCUGAUACGUUGGUCGAGUUAUAUCGACGGAGAAGAGAGCGAGCAGGAGGAAGAGGAGCAAAAUCAGCACCUGGCCGAACACUGCGUGCCUGGACGACUUCGAGCGCCUCAAGACCCUGGGCACGGGGUCGUUCGGGCGGGUGAUGCUGGUACAACACAAAGCUACCAAGGAGUACUACGCUAUGAAGAUACUCGACAAACAGAAGGUGGUUAAGUUGAAACAAGUGGAACAUACACUCAACGAGAAACGAAUAUUGCAAGCGAUCACCUUCCCCUUCCUCGUCUCUCUAGAGUUCCACUUCAAGGAUAAUUCCAAUUUGUACAUGGUGUUGGAGUACGUGCCUGGUGGUGAGAUGUUCUCCCACUUGAGAAAGAUUGGCAGGUUUAGCGAGCCUCACUCUAGGUUCUAUGCUGCCCAGAUUGUACUAGCAUUUGAAUACCUCCACUACCUUGAUCUCAUAUAUAGAGAUCUCAAACCAGAGAAUCUACUUAUAGACAGUCAAGGGUACCUCAAGGUGACAGACUUCGGGUUUGCCAAGCGAGUGAAAGGACGAACGUGGACACUUUGUGGAACCCCAGAGUACCUGGCCCCAGAGAUCAUUCUUUCUAAGGGCUACAACAAGGCAGUAGACUGGUGGGCAUUAGGUGUUCUGGUCUAUGAAAUGGCUGCAGGCUACCCUCCAUUCUUUGCUGACCAGCCCAUCCAAAUAUAUGAAAAAAUAGUUUCUGGAAAGGUGCGGUUCCCAGGUCAUUUUUCGUCUGACCUGAAGGACCUGCUGCGGAACCUCCUACAGGUUGAUCUAACCAAGCGGUAUGGAAACUUGAAGAAUGCUGUAAAUGACAUUAAGAAUCACAAGUGGUUCGCUUCAACAGACUGGAUUGCUGUAUAUCAGCGGAAGGUUGAAGCUCCAUUUAUUCCCAAAUGCAAAGGGCCUGGAGAUACCAGCAACUUUGAUGACUAUGAGGAGGAAGCUCUUCGUAUAUCCUCUACAGAAAAAUGUGCCAAGGAGUUUGCUGAGUUUUAAGAGGCCUUUUCCAGUAUCUAGAGGCUAAGCUGACUCCCUGUGUAUGUGUACAAGUUUAGUACUCCCCUCCAGAGACCCCAGUGCAUGUGCAUUGUUGUAUACAUAAGGCUGUGUGUGCACCAGUGUGUGUACCACACAGCUAGGUCUCAGGCAAGCAGUGGGCUAUGAAAAUGCAGCAGGUGCUCAGUUGUGGGAGAUGCUGCUAUGUACUUGGUGGCUCACACAUGCAGACAGUGCCAGAGCCCAGGCUGUGAUGGCAUGCGUGCCAAGUAGCAUGGCGUAGUUGGUGGUAUUACUGAGCAUGGGCAUCUUUAGUGUUACUUGCAGUCAACUUUAUGGAAUGUAACAUAUAAAUUCUUAUUAACAAUAGCUGUCAAGGAAGAAACACGUCGGUCUUAUGAUAUGCAUUAUUUGAUUAAUAUUUUGGAAAAGUUAAUAGCAAGUAACACUGGAGGUAAAUUUGCCUUUGUGAAGAAAAAUGCCACUUCAGAAAGAUGCCAGACAGAGGUUCUUCAGCAAUGGCAGUGAGAGAAUGGCAUGAGUUGUGAUGGUGGGAGCAAGUGCCAUUUUUAGCAGAUAAGGUGGCGUGCGUGAAGUGGUAUGCCGAAGUCAGCCAGCCACUUGGGGUCCGGGAGCUAACCUAGUCAUGUGGUGAGUGGGGGUUGACGGACUUACUGGGAAGAACACCAAUGUACAGGAGACAUACAGGCGGAAUGGAGAGGUAUGUAAAAGUUACUGAUGAGUUUGAAAAUAGUGCUAUCUUGAAGAGAACAUGGUCUUAUUUUAUGGCCAGGGUAACUUAGAGAUGUUGCAGGAGUAUAAAUAAACAUUGCUUUUAGUGAAAAAAAAAUAAAAGGAAUUAAGGCAGAGUGACAAAAUGGAGGUCCUGCAUCCAUCAGUUUGACAGUGCUUCAAAAUUAAUGAAAUCAAAACAUAUCCUUGAUCUUAAUGCUAACAAAGGAAAAUUUCAAGAAAGAAUAAAUGCUAGAGCAAGGAGAAAGUCUUCAGCCCAGGCUAACUCCUCCGUCAGUCUCCUGGAGUCUCCCAAUUGGCCGUCGUCAGAAUCGACUGCAGCUUUGUUUACUACACAUGGUCGAUGCCCCAGAUUAACUAUGCCAAAAUGCAGCCGACUCUCAUCACACUUUGUAGAUUACAUAGUACACUUAUAUGGGUUUAACAGAGUUUUUAUGAUUUAAUACAUGAAUGAUAAAUUGCUAGAUUUCCCAAGUUGCAUGUAUGUAGGUAUGUAUCAAAGUUAAUAACAUAAAAAAUAUGUCCAUGUGUGCAAAGUUGUAGAAUAAUUAUAUGUUUGAUUAGUGUUUCUAUGCGAUUCACAUUGAUGUGAUAAAUAUGAAUGAUGUGUGAUGGCUUCUUUUCAUCCAUUUAAAAAUGAAAAACUAGUUAGGAAUGUGAAAAUUAGAUUUUGUGAAGUAAUAAUUUCUUUUAACUGCCUGUGGGAAUGAAUGGUUAUUAAUUGCCUAAUUCUGAGAACAAAUAUUUUCUUCUCUUCCUCCUUGUGAAGUCUCGAGCUAUAUAAUACUGUACGACUCUGUGAGUCCUAAGGCACACUGUAAAGAAUAAAUAAUAUUACUUGUCUAUUUUCUUGCAUUUUAGUCUAUUGUAAUGAUUAUGAUUAUUAUUAUUAGUUUGUGUUGUUAUGGUCUGGCGCUCUGUUUACGUAUCACACUAACCUUAGAUGAUUUUCGUUUAGGAUUUUUUCCUAAAGAGCGUCUCGUUUCAUUAUAGUGCAAUAUUUUGAUGAUGAAAGUGAGAAGAUCCCCUGUAUCACUGUACUUUGCAAUGUUAAAAGAAUAUGCAGCUCCAAGGUUUUCUGUCUGUGUAUAUAUAUAAUUCUCAGAUGACAUAGCUGGCCUCAUCAAUACCCAAGUGUCCCAAGAACUGAAGUGAAGGCAUGAUGUGAACUGAGAGUCAGCCAGUAGACAAACAAUUUACAAAAACUUAGGUUUGAUUAUUGCUUUUGCUAAUAAGGACAAUGUCUAAACUAGAAGUAUGACUUUCCUGUAUUGCCAGCCACAUAGAAAGAUUUAUUCCUCCAGAGUUUGAGAUAGGGAAGUAUAUUUGUACAGUUCUGAAUUUAGUCAAAAUGUUUUACAUAAAAUGGCACGUAUGUGUUUAUGCAUAGAAUGGAUUAUGGAAACAUACCAUUGUAUACUUAGUUUCUUAUGAAUGAUGUUAAGAGAGGAUAGCCUUUUUUUUUUUUAAUUGAAACAAAAACUGCUCAAUGGGGAAAGUUCUUGAUGCAUUCUAUAUUGUCAAAAUGCUUUGUGCCAGGCACUUGUGUAUACUAAUUAUUUUCCCAUAGUAUUGUAACUUUUUUUGGAAACAUAAUGUGCAAGAAUGGUGAUGGAGAUAAGUUAAUUUUUAUACCAUAAGGGCCUUUUAGCAGGUUAUGUAUUUUAAUGAGUACAACUCAAGCUGCUCUAGUUAUGAAGCAAGUGCACUCAAACAUCUAGUUGGAAGUAAAAUAUUUUCUUUACCGAGUGGAGAGUUAUCCAUUUUUAAUUUUUUUUAUCUACAAAAUUACUGAAAUUUUUUUUUUAAAUUGACAAAAUGUUAAUCUUGUCAUAGUAAGGAAUCAGCAUUUCCAGUUCAGUAAUGGUUAAUGCAGACUGAUGGUUGGAUCAAAAGCCCUAAGAGCAGUAUCCUGUAAGUGUUUUAUAAAGUAAUACAUGGUGCUCUGUAUUACUCUUUCUGAAGAGUUAAAUUAAUACCUCCUCACAUUGAAUUUGCCCUGCAAAACCAUGUCACUGUGUUAAUGAAGUUUUUAUUGGGGGCAGAUAUUACUAUCAAUUAGUGACUAUAUGCAUCCCAGGUAGAGUAGAAAUAGUUGGAUAUUAACCCUAUCAAUUCCACUUCCAAAGUUUAAGAAUGUUCAGAACUAACUGUCAUUACUUCAACAGUUUCAGAGUACAGUAUGUUAGAAUAGCAACUGUACAUAAAAAUUUUGUUGCUAGUCUAAGUUUUCAAGAUAAUACCUGAAACAAACCAGGUAGUAUAAAAGUAAUCUUUGUGCAGUACUUCACUUUAGAAAGAAAAUAAUUAUUUAUCAUGAGUCUGAAGGGUUUUGAAAUAUAGACUGGAUAUUAUCAAACUUAAUGUUAAGAUUGGGCCUUAAGAAUACAACAGUAAAACUAAGAGAAGUGAGCACAAAAAAAAAAAAAAAUGAAAAUUCAUAGUAAACAAGUUAGAUCUAAACAUAUUGCUGCUGCACUAUUAAGCAGAAUCCAGUUUGCUGUAAAACCAAAGCUUGUCAAUUAGCUGAAUCUUUUACAGAUCCCGUGGAUUCUGUCGCGUUUUCAUUUAACUUUUUUUUUUUUUUUUUUUUUUUUUUUUUUUAUUAACAAAGCUCAAUUUGAAUGUUUUAUCCAUUGAUUGCAGCUUGUACUGGUUAAAGAUUAUUCUUGGGGCAUGCAUCAGUUUAACACCAGGCAAAUUAUCAACCAAACUCUUGUAACUUUCUUUUUAGGAGAUUUUGUUACUUUUUUUUUUGUCAGGUACUGUAUAAAGAAAUUGUAGGAAAUAUGUAAAUGGUUUUUCUGAUACUUUUUCAAUGAGUUUGAAUUACAGGUUUUUAAUAGAUACAUUUUUUAAAAUUUUAUUGAAUGCAACAGUUCUUUUUAAGUGAACUACUUAGUAGUAAUUGAGCAGUUAACUGCAGCAGCCACAAACUGAUGCACUACAUACAUUCCGCACACUGAGCCAGAGAAACAUGGGCAAGUGAAUUUUCUUGUUAUCUUUCAUAUGAUGUUUUCCUUGAAUCACUGUAGAACUGAGUGAUGCUCAUUGUUUAACUUAUUGGGAGUUGGAGUACAAAUGUGGGCAAUUUGUGAAUAUUUGAGAAGUUUUAACUUAAUUGUGAUAGGUGAAUUAAUCAUGGACUUCUCAUAUCUCCUUUUAGACUAGUUUGUAAGGCAGAGAAUUACUUCAGAAGAUAAUGCACUCCAUUUGUUCUCAUGGAGGUUCUAACACAUUUGUUAUAAAAUUCACAUUUGCCCAAGUAAGCCUCUGCAAGCUGCGGUGAAAGGGAGUGAUGAUUGUUGAAGAAUUAUGGUAGUGAUGGUCAUGAUGAUUCUAAAGAAUGGAUAAACAAAAACAAGACUGACGUGUGUUAGUGGGUUCCUCGAUGUUGACUGUAUGAAUUCCUCCGCUCCCUAAACAAGCAAUGUAUGCAAGGUCCCCUUCAGCCACAGAAAUAUCUUCUUUUUAAGGGCUGUAUGAUGUGUGGUUUUAGCAUUGAUUCAUCCCCUAAUGAUUGUUACUAUAUAUAUAUGAUAUGCAUCUCAGAACUGCUAGUAUCUAUUUUUCUUAAUCUCUAAUGUGCAUUAGUAUGUCUGUGUGUGUAUGUGCCCUUAGGAAUAUGUUUUUAAAGAAACCUGUGGUUGGGACCUGGUAUACAAAGCUUAAUCCAGACUAUAUCCCAGUUGAGUAUUUAAUCUAUGUUCAGUGUUCAUAGUCUGAUUGCAUUGAGUUAUUAUUUUGUGAUUUGUAGUUGCCAAUUUUGAAUAAGACGUUAAUAAAUGAAACAUGUAUGAGACAA
Cherax quadricarinatus is the source of this 6455-nucleotide messenger RNA. NCBI's taxonomy places the organism in Eukaryota, Metazoa, Arthropoda, Malacostraca, Decapoda, Parastacidae. The record is from RefSeq and is a predicted model, not a curated record.